This is a messenger RNA of Zingiber officinale, 1087 nucleotides long. RefSeq names its product probable aquaporin TIP1-1. Gene Ontology annotation, biological process: transmembrane transport; water transport. Bases 69 to 818 code for a protein of 249 amino acids. Gene Ontology annotation, molecular function: water channel activity. NCBI's taxonomy places the organism in Eukaryota, Viridiplantae, Streptophyta, Magnoliopsida, Zingiberales, Zingiberaceae. The transcript is spliced from 2 exons. Gene Ontology annotation, cellular component: plant-type vacuole membrane. The record is from RefSeq and is a predicted model, not a curated record.
UGUCUCCUUCGCUCACAGGAAGCGAAUUGUAGUCGCUUUGACUUUUGGGAGAGAGAAAGAAAGAAAGAAUGCCGAUCUCCAGAAUCGCGAUCGGAACUACGGAGGAGGUGACCCAUCCGACUACACUCAAGGCGGCGAUCGCCGAGUUCAUAUCCACCCUCAUCUUCGUCUUCGCCGGCCAAGGCUCCGGCAUAGCCUUCAACAAAUUGACGGACAAUGGAGCAGCGACGCCGGCAGGGCUGGUGGCGGCGUCUAUUGCGCACGGGUUUGCGCUUUUUGUGGCGGUGGCAGUGGGGGCAAACAUCUCCGGCGGGCACGUGAACCCGGCGGUGACGUUCGGGGCGUUCGUGGGCGGCAACAUCACGCUGUUUCGGGCGAUCUGGUACUGGAUCGCGCAGCUGCUGGGGUCGACGGUGGCGUGCUUGCUGCUGCAAUUCACCACCAGCAUGGCCACCGGGACCUUCGGGUUGACGUCGGGGGUCGGCGUGUGGCAGGCGGUGGUGCUAGAGAUCGUGAUGACGUUCGGGCUGGUGUACACGGUGUACGCGACGGCGGUGGACCCCAAGAAGGGCACCCUGGGCACCAUCGCGCCCAUCGCCAUCGGCUUCAUCGUGGGGGCCAACAUCCUGGUCGGCGGAGCCUUCGACGGCGCGUCCAUGAACCCGGCCAUCGCCUUCGGGCCGGCGCUCGUCAGCUGGAAUUGGACCCACCACUGGAUCUACUGGGUGGGCCCGCUUAUCGGCGGCGGCAUCGCCGGCGUCGUCUACGAGAUCUUCUUCAUCAGCCACACGCACGAGCCGCUCGCCUCCGACUACUAAGCCACCCGAAAUCCUACAGGACGCGCGGCCACUCGUUACGUCGUCGGCGUAGAUGUCUUCUCGAUUCCAAAAAAAAAGAAAAAAUUUAAAAAAAAAAGUUGGUCCUGCUUAAUUUCUUUGCUUGAUUUCGCUGUGUCGAUGGAUGACCUUAAUUUCGCCUUUCGGUCGAUCACUCUCGAAUGUACGUUGUCGUGUAAAGUCCUGCGUGCAUGUUCAUGUUGGUGGUUCCCUGUUCUUCCUUCUCAAUCCAUUUUUAAGUAUUCUGCAUC